UUCCCUCCUCCGCGCGGGGGUGAACGUCAUUCAUGAUUUAGUCGCCAGCGUUCGCGAUCGCGGCGAGGGUUUAUCGGCGCGUUCCCGGAUAUUCGCGUGUGGUGUUCGCGUAUACGCGCGUAGAGCCGCGUAAUCGAGGAACAGACCCGGGCUCCUUCGCCGCCGUGAAGUCGCGCGCGCUUCCCACGCCGCUCUCUCGCGCAGCACUCUCGGCACUCCGCGCGCGGUGCGGGACUGAUCGAUCGGCCGAGUGAAGUUCGCCGCACGCGGAGGACCCGUACGGCGCUGCUUCUCAUCCACGGACGCGCGCGAUGCCACCCGUCCCGUCGCUCUCCUGAUACCCGACCCGGCCCGUCUCCACGAUGGACUCUCCGCCGUUCUAACGGGGCGGUAAGAUGGCUGUCUUGUAGUGCCGAUCGCACCGGUAGCACACGAGUCAGUGGCGCGACCACGUCGGCGUUGUAACAUUGAUGAACAGAAGAUUUCGCAUAAAGGCCCGUUCUACCACGUUGUAACGUCCGACUGCGAAGUAGUCCGGCGGAAAUGGCGGACGAGUGCAGCGAGGCCAAGUCGGUAGGACCGUCCUCGCCGAGGAGUCCGCAGGGCGGCGGCAGCAACGGCGGCAAGCCCGGUAGCCCGCACUCGCCUAGGCAACCAAGACGUGUGAAGCUAACUCAGCAACAGUUGGACAGCUUGACUAAGGACGAGCUGGCGGCCAAAUGGCAUGAACAGGACUUGUAUGUGGAGUGUCUAGAAGCUCAGACGGCAGCUCAGGAAGGUGAACUAGCUUCAUUGAGAGAAUCCGAAAACAAAUACAGACAGCAAUAUAUAGAAGCGUCCCACAGGGAGAAGAUCUUAGUAAGGAGGCUUGCCUCUAAAGAGCAGGAAUUGCAAGAGUAUAUUAAUCAAAUAACUGAAAUGAAAGCCACCCAAGCUCCGUCCGCAGCUGCAUUAAGGUCGGCUCUGUUAGAUCCGGCUGUUAAUAUAUUGAUACAGAAAUUAAGGCAAGAGUUAAUAACGACCAAGGGCAAAUUGGAGGAUACACAGAAUGAACUAAGCGCGUGGAAGUUCACCCCGGACAGCAAUACGGGGAAAAGGUUAAUGGCAAAAUGUAGAUUGUUGUAUCAGGAAAACGAAGAACUUGGCCGUAUGAUUGCCAGUGGGCGUAUUGCUAAGUUGGAAGGCGAGCUUGCUCUGCAAAAGAGCUUCAGUGAAGAAGUGAAAAAGUCACAAUCAGAAUUAGACGAGUUUCUGCAGGAUUUGGAUGAAGACGUGGAGGGUAUGCAGAGUACCAUUUACUUUUUACAACAAGAAUUACGCAAGGCCCGAGAAUCGGUCACGCUACUGCAACAGGAGAAUGCAGGGUUAAAGGCGAAUACAAACGACAAUAAUUUAUCGAACGGUUUGUCGCCGCAUACGCCACCGAUCAAGAAAGAGGAGCCGGAAGAAACUGCUGUACCGGAUGCGAAACCUCCGAAACCGAUAGAGGACAGUGAUGUGUGCAAAGGUGUAAGGACUCCACCGUUAACGUCGCCCCAGAGUGAGCUUACCAGUGUCGAAAGAACAGAACGUGCAGAGAGAAAACUUAAUCAAGCCGAUCAUAAUGACGAGAGUUCCAGCGACUCCGCAGCGUUAAUUAUUAAGGUCGAGAAUGAGGAACUUAGUGAUAGGGAGGAGGAGCAGGAGGAAAAUCGGAACAAGCGAAUAUUGAGGAGUAAAAAUCACAGUAGGAAUAGUGGUAAAUCGAACGGGGAGGAGGUGAUAACGCGAACGACGCGGGGUAGGGACAGGAUAAAGAGGGAGAAAAGUGCAGCCAGUAGUGAUGAUGAAAGGACGCACAAGAAGAAACGGAGGGAGAGUAUUCUUUCUCUCGAUUAUAACGAAGCCGACGACGAUGCGCUAGUUUUAACCAAUGGCGAGACUCUGCAGAGUGAUCCGGAAUGAGCGAUUAUAUUCUAGGUUGAUCUUGGAGGACAUUAACCACACGCGUGGUUGAGAAUCGCGAUAUAUGUAUAUGAUUUAACAUCCCCACGUUACUACUAUGUACAAAAUUUUUCAUCUAAAGCAACGCCGGCUAUUUACAAGAUGAAUUGUUCGAAUAAAUAAAUAAUUAGUCAUAAAGAAACGUAAUUUCAGUACCUGUAUUCGUGAUAAACUGCAAAGGAUAAAUAUUCACAUUGGUCUCUAAAAAACAAACACAAAAAUGACAAGUCUGUAAAUACUCUUAUACCACUAGAUCACUAUAACGUUCACGUUUACGUCGAGUUACUUGCAAACGACCAAGUUGCGUAUUACAUUACAAAGAUAUAUCGGACGAAAAAUCUGAAUAGGUUUAAUAUAAUUUAUUACAGUCGAACGCGCUGUAAGGGAAAUUAGAACAAUCGAAUUUCGUUUAUAUUUUGUAAAUUUAUUGUAUUAAAACUAUAUAAAAAUCAGCAAGGACUUUGAUUAAUCAGUAAAUGAAAAGGACAAUCCGUAAGAUAUUGUCAAGAAUUAAUCAAAACUGACUAUAUUACAUAAAUAAAUUCUAAUACCUUCACGAAAAGAAAGAGGCGCGCCGUGAGAUUUUCGCAUGAUUACGUACGUAACGGUCCGAUGUACAUAUGUAUUUCCGUGCAAUGUGAGGCGUAUAUCGAUCCCGCGUACAAUAUGCGUUUUCGUUUUGCGUUUUUAUUAAACAAUUGGCAAAUAACAAAGUAUAUAACGUUAGUCUUAGCAUCGCAUACGGAUUGAUCUCACAGACUGAUACAUUUGAAUUUACAUUGUUUAUUUUCUCUAAACUAAACUUUUGUAGCAUUUGAUAUAUUUUAUAUUAUCUAUAUAUGCAAAUUUGUUUUGUGUCGUCUCUCGGAAAGAUUUGCGCCUUCAAUUUCGUUCCACGGCGGUCUAUGCUGCGAGAGAAAAAAAUAAGAGGAUAUCAAAAGUUGCAUUGGGGAAAAAAAUAUUACGAGUCACGCACGAUACGUUCCAUCCCAAAUUUUCUGUACAGUGCCAUUAUUAUUCUUGUCUAGAUAUCGAUGCUAUUAUGACUUCAGGGCCACAAGCGACGGAAGAUAGAGCCUUUUUCUUACGCACAUUUUGCAAUCGAAGCAUAUGGUGUCUUCUUUUCUUUAAAUAAUUUUAAGAACGAUUGAAAGUCACCUUGUAUUUCGAUGAGAGUUGAGUGAAAUUUUUUACACGUUCGCCUUUUUGCUUACGCGAUGUAGAACGUCCGCGUGCUACACUCACCGCUAAAAGUAUGCUAACACAUGAAUUGUGAAUAUCUUCAACUGCAAGACAUGAUCAUUAAAGGAUUCCUUAUUCAGACUGAA
Messenger RNA from Vollenhovia emeryi, 3311 nucleotides. RefSeq names its product pre-mRNA-splicing regulator female-lethal(2)D (gene fl(2)d). The record is from RefSeq and is a predicted model, not a curated record. The coding region runs from base 544 to 1944 and encodes 466 amino acids. Lineage: Eukaryota; Metazoa; Arthropoda; Insecta; Hymenoptera; Formicidae. Gene Ontology annotation, biological process: regulation of alternative mRNA splicing, via spliceosome. The transcript has 6 exons. Gene Ontology annotation, cellular component: nucleus.